CCAAUCUGGCAACGCGCACAGAAAGCACAGCUCUCAGCAUCAGAGCAGCGGCAGCACCUGCCAUCGGACGAUAAAACCGCAGCAGUUCAGCCGGAAAAAAGAAAAAAAAAGAAAAAAAAAAGUUAUCGAGGAAGGGUUCGAACCGCCAACACGGACUGUUACACGGUGAACGGCGGUGGAGGAACAGCGGUGUGGAGCCACAGCGCGAAAGACGAGAGCGCAGAGAAGAGAGGACACGUUCAACGCACACACGCAGAUAUGGUGGACACACAGACGUUUUCCUGGCCCAUGGGAUUUGGCCUAAGCGUUCUGGACCUGGAAGGACUUGACGACAGCUCACACUCUCUGGACAUGAAGCCUUUCUCCACGAUCAAUGACUAUACAUCCAUCUCUGGCAUCGAGUACACACCCAGCCCGGGCCAGAGCGAGACGACACACAUGAUGGAUCUGACGCACAUGUACAACUACAGAUCCCAAGGAGACAACUACAGACCCCAUGAGAACCCCUACAGACUGCAUGAGAACAGCUAUAGACCCCAAGAGAACAGCUAUCGAGCACAAGAGAACAGCUAUCGAGCACAAGAGAACAGCUAUCGAGCACAAGAGAAUAGCUAUAGAGCACAAGAGAAUAGCUAUAGAGCACAAGAGAACAGCUAUAACGCACAGGAGAACAGCUAUAGAGCACCGGAGAGCAACUAUAGACCACAAGAGAGCAGCUAUAGAGCACAAGAUAUUAGCUAUAGACCACAACAGAGCAGCUACAGAACUCAGGAAGAGAACUUCAGAGUACAUGAAACCCAAAGUUCGAUUAAACUUGAGCCAGAGUCUCCACCGCAGUUUGCAGAAAACAGCAUGGGAUUUCCAAAACAGCAUGACGAUCCUUCCACCUCAGUUUUAAACAUCGAGUGUCGCGUGUGCGGGGACAAGGCUUCAGGAUUCCACUACGGUGUUCAUGCUUGUGAGGGAUGCAAGGGAUUCUUUCGCCGUACAAUUCGCCUAAAGCUAGUCUACGAUCAUUGUGACCUGCACUGCCGCAUCCACAAGAAAAGUCGCAACAAGUGUCAGUACUGCCGCUUCCAGAAAUGUCUGGUGGUUGGAAUGUCACACAAUGCCAUUCGCUUUGGCCGCAUGCCCCAGGCGGAGAAGGAGAAGCUCUUGGCUGAGGUUUCCUCCGAUCUGGAGCACAUGCACCCGGAGGCAGCUGACUUAAGAUCCCUGGCUAAGCUUCUUUACGAGAGCUAUCUGAAGAACUUCCCCCUGACCAAAGCCAAGGCCAGGGCCAUCCUCUCAGGGAAAACCAGUGACAAUGCUCCGUUCGUUAUCCAUGAUAUGAAGUCUCUGCUAGAGGGUGAACAGUUCAUAAACUGUCGUCAGAUCCCACGGCAGGACCAUCACAGGCGUCCGAGUGUGAGCUCGGUUCAGUCCGAUCUGCAGCGCGAAGUAGAGCUGCGAUUCUUCCAUAGCUGUCAGUCACGCUCUGCCGAGGCGGUCAGCGAGGUCACAGAGUUUGCCAAAAGCAUCCCAGGUUUCCUGAACCUCGACCUCAACGAUCAGGUGACGCUGCUCAAGUAUGCAGUCAUUGAGGUCCUUAUCAUCAUGAUGUCACCCCUCAUGAACAAGGACGGCACGCUUAUCUCUUACGGCCAGAUCUUCAUGACACGCGAGUUCCUCAAGAGCCUGCGCAAGCCCUUUGGCGAGAUGAUGGAGCCCAAGUUUGAGUUUUCUGUCAAGUUUAACAUGCUGGAGCUCGACGAUAGCGACAUGGCACUCUUCUUGGCCGUCAUUAUUCUCAGCGGAGACCGUCCAGGCCUGCUGAAUGUGAAGCCCAUUGAAGAUCUACAGGAGAACGUUCUCCACUCACUGGAGCUCCAUCUCAAAAUGAACCACCCGGACUCCCUCCAUCUUUUUGCCAAAGUCCUUCAGAAGAUGACUGACCUGAGGCAGAUCGUUUCUGACCAUGUACACUUCAUUCAUGUUCUCAAAGAGUCAGAGAUCAACAUGUGUUUACAUCCACUACUGCAGGAGAUCAUGAAGGACCUGUACUAGUGUAUGGAUUGGCUUGUCUUAGCUGAACACUUGUAAUUAUGCUUUGGUUUACAGUUGAGGGAAAUUGCCCCCCCCCCCCAUCUGUGAACAAACAAAAGAGGGUGGAGUCAUCUGUUUAGCACUAUCAACAUGUUAGACAGAGAAGGUCACUCCUUGAAAGAGUGAGAUUCUUCUAUAAUGGGAAAUUAAAUAGAUUUUAUAUUUUGUUGGGUUUUAAAAAAUGCAUAGAUAUAUUUGUAAAGAGCUGCCUGGAAAAAAAAAAAACAUUUUCCCAAGAGAGUGUACCUUUAUUUUUUAUUGUUUGCAAAGGAAGUUGGGGAGUUUCAAGAGUUAUCCAUAAAAACAAUGUGAUAUGCGAUAAACCUAAAUGAUAUAAAGUUUUUCAAUCGUUUUCUGACGAUGAACCGAGAAAUAUAGUAAUAUUAUCUGUGAAACAUUUUGUACAUUGUUCUCACCAGGGAAAUUAUACAUGUGAAAGCUUUACUUUUUGAUUCUGUAAUGCCUUUUUGUAAAUACAAUAAACAGAUUUUUAAUGCCA
Molecule: messenger RNA, 2584 nt
Organism: Silurus meridionalis
Lineage: Eukaryota; Metazoa; Chordata; Actinopteri; Siluriformes; Siluridae
Gene: pparg
Product: peroxisome proliferator-activated receptor gamma
Exons: 7
Coding region: 259-2046 (595 amino acids)
Biological process (GO): positive regulation of transcription by RNA polymerase II; negative regulation of inflammatory response; regulation of lipid metabolic process
Cellular component (GO): nucleus
Molecular function (GO): RNA polymerase II cis-regulatory region sequence-specific DNA binding; nuclear receptor activity; zinc ion binding
Source: RefSeq, a predicted model, not a curated record